AUGUAUCAAGGUCUGGCCCUCACCCCCAACCAUGGCCAGUCGGCUUAUUCCCACGACUCCAGCAACUUCCUCCACUCGUCGGCCGGCUCGCCCGUCUACGUGCCCACCACCCGGGUGCCCUCGGUCCUCCAGACGCUGCCCUACCUGCAAGGCUGCGAGCCGCACCAGAGCCACCUCGGCAACCCCCCGGGCUGGGGGCAGAGCGGCGGCGAGGCCGCGGCUUUCAACGCCGGCAGCCCCCACCCGCCGUCGGGCUUCUCGUACUCGCACAGCCCGCCGGGCAGCAGCCCCUCGGGCCGCGACGGCGCCUACCAGGGGCCCCUGCUGCUGGGCGGCGGGGGCCGGGAGCAGUACGGCAACGCCUUGGUGCGCUCCGUUAACGGGUCCUACUCCAGCCCCUACCCCGCCUACGUGACCCCCGAGAUACCGCCUUCCUGGACGGCCGGACACUUUGAGAGCAGCGUGCUGCACAGCCUGCAGACGAGGCAGGCGGCCUUGCCCGGCCGCAGGUCCACUUUUGAGUACCUGGAGGAGUUCCCCGGGGAUGGCCGGGAAUGCGUGAACUGCGGAGCCAUGUCCACCCCGCUCUGGAGGAAGGACGGCACCGGGCACUACCUGUGCAACGCCUGCGGGCUCUACCAUAAAAUGAACGGCAUCAACCGGCCGCUCAAGCCGCAGAAGAGGCUGUCUUCAUCGAGACGUGCUGGCCUUUGUUGCACUAACUGCCACACCACCAACACCACCCUGUGGAGAAGGAACGCCGAGGGCGAGCCCGUCUGCAACGCCUGCGGCUUGUACAUGAAGCUCCAUGGGGUACCACGACCUCUGGCCAUGAAAAAGGAAAGCAUCCAGACGAGGAAAAGGAAGCCUAAAAACAUUACCAAAGGCAAAGCCUCAACAGGAUCCACGACUUCAGCCACCAACUCCCCUUCUUCCAUUACCAACUCAGACAGCACGGUCACUUUAAAGUCAGAGCCCAGCACAACCUCCCAGUACCCCGGACAAACCAUCGUGUCGGUGUCUCAGGCACAGAGCCAGUCAGACGAGGCGCUGGCCAGCGGCCACGGCGAGUUCAAGUUCGAGCCCGAGGACUACAGCUUCUCCCCCAGCAGCAUGGCCCCGCAGCCUGGGCUGAGCGUGCCCCUCCGGCAGGACUCCUGGUGUGCCCUGGCACUCGCCUAG
Molecule: messenger RNA, 1182 nt
Organism: Cinclus cinclus
Lineage: Eukaryota; Metazoa; Chordata; Aves; Passeriformes; Cinclidae
Gene: GATA5
Product: GATA binding protein 5
Exons: 6
Coding region: 1-1182 (393 amino acids)
Biological process (GO): positive regulation of transcription by RNA polymerase II; cell fate commitment; negative regulation of transcription by RNA polymerase II
Cellular component (GO): nucleus
Molecular function (GO): RNA polymerase II cis-regulatory region sequence-specific DNA binding; zinc ion binding; DNA-binding transcription factor activity, RNA polymerase II-specific
Source: RefSeq, a predicted model, not a curated record